UCACAUGAAGGCACAAAAUGAGAGCCAGAGGACUGUCUUGUUUACGUCUUCACGCGUGAGUCACGGAUGACAGUGGAGAGGCGCUCCGGAGAAGAUUGGCUCGGUUCUGCGCCCAUCACUCCCGGCUGGGAGGGACUUUCAUCCGCUCUUGUUUAGUUCUCAAUGGAUGCCAGCGACAUCGGCCGCGGCGCGCGAUCAGACGGGAAGCGACGCGCGCGGUUUGCUCUCCGGACGUAAACGCGAGGCUGAAAGCGAGCCGGAUGUGCUGCCCGAGCGCGAGAUCGCUACGAAGACGCGCGGGGACUGCGUUUAGAUGAAUCCAGAUGUGCUGCAUGGCCUGAGCGAGCGACAGACAGACGGAGGGCAUUGUCUCUCUGUUUAUAAACACACGUCCCUUCGUAGAAGAGAAGGAGCGCGCGGGCGGAUUGAUGCACCCUUUCCAGUGGUGCAACGACACGAAAGUCAAGCUUUGAAUGAGUACGUUGGUGUUCUGGUUUUAUGCGACCCUUGGCAUCACCCGCUGCGGCAGGAUUCUUCUUCGUGGGGUGCUUCUGCGGUUUGGGACUCAUCUACUCCAAUAAGACCUGCACUAUGCCAUCCGUCACCUUCCAGGACCUUCCUCUCAAUAUCUAUAUGGUGAUCUUCGGCACAGGCAUCUUCGUCUUCGUUCUCAGCCUCAUAUUCUGCUGCUAUUUUAUAAGUAAACUGAGACACCAGGCCCAGAGUGAACGUUUUGGAUACAGAGAGGUCAUUUUAAAAGGAGAUCCAAAGAAGCUGAAUCUUCAUGGGACAUGUGCCGUGUGCUUGGAGGACUUUAAGGUGAAAGAUGAGCUGGGAGUGUUGCCAUGCCAACAUGCCUUUCACAGGAGGUGUGUGGUGAAGUGGCUGGAGGUGCGCUGCGUCUGCCCCAUGUGUAACAAACCUCUGGCGGGGUCCUCCGAGCAGCACCAGAGCAUAGGCACGCUGCUGGACGAGCUGGUGUAGGGACGAGACCCACAUCAGUCUUCAGAAACUCUCCCUGGAGCCUUUUAUCACAGAGCUGACUGACUCUCACUGCAUUGUGAGACUGAACCUCACAGAUGAGGUCAAGAGGCAUGUUUUCUCUAAAAAAAAAAAAAAAAACAGUGAGGGAGAUUCAGCGAAAGCUAACCGAGCUGUUCAGUCAUAAUAGCGGUUUGUAUGCUAACCCAGAAGGCUAAUUCACCUCCGGAUCCCUCAGGAAUUCAUAAGGGGUUUUUAAUUUAGCGGGUUUUGAUUUCGGAGUAAAACAAGGCCCGUGGGAAACGCUAUUUUAAGAUUUGAGAAUUUCAAAUUGGGAAACCCUUGAGUGCUUUACAAGCUCGAGCUGCUGAGAACUACAACUACCACGAGGAUGUGCGUUUACACACUUGAAGCAAACAGCCGUCGUAGUCUUUAUGUAGUGACAGGAAAUUCUCAUCUAAUAUCUGUAAUUUGUGUCGUACGACAAAAUGUGCCAAAAUGAAAUGUAAACAGACCACUUAAAACCAACUCAAACUCCUGUUUCAGGACUACAAACUGAAUAUCUGUAUUGUAAAUGCUCGACAUUAGACCAGCUGAGGAGGAAACAGGAUUUACAUCAUUCCAGCACUGAACACUUCGACCGCAAGUGACAACAGCACAGUACACUGGGCCCAAAGAACUUUAUCACUUUAUGUGUGUGUGUGUGUGUGUGUGUGUGUGUGUGUGAGAGAGUGUGUGUUUUACAGUCAUCAGUAGUAGUGUUGGACGUCUCGUUUUUUCUAGAUUAUGUGUGCACAAGUCAUCGACUGUCUUAAGAGAUUUUAAGCAAACACUACCACAGUUCCCGGAGUCCCGGACGCAGAAAUGGGCUGCCAGAGAAAACACAAGUGGCUUUCUUUUUGUAUUUCAAGUUUUUGUGUUCGUUCACUGUAAUCUGGUUGCCGUUGUUACUACCUGCAGUGUUUUAGUCAAUGUUUUCGCACCAAAAAAAAAAAAAAAAAUUUUGAAAGCA
Molecule: messenger RNA, 1993 nt
Organism: Puntigrus tetrazona (Sumatra barb)
Lineage: Eukaryota; Metazoa; Chordata; Actinopteri; Cypriniformes; Cyprinidae
Gene: rnf122
Product: ring finger protein 122
Exons: 7
Coding region: 499-984 (161 amino acids)
Source: RefSeq, a predicted model, not a curated record